AUGAGUUUUCGACUUCUGAAUGUCCUCAGGCCUUUCAUGGCCAUACUUCCAGAAGUUACGGCCCCUAAAAAAAAGCUAUACGUCGAAGAAAGAAUUUUGUGGACAGCAGUCACAUUCCUUAUUUUUUCGGUGUAUUCACAAAUUCCAUUGUAUGGCAUAAUGUCAUCUGAUUCAUCUGAUCCUUUAUAUCAGUUAUGUGUAAUUCUUGCUUCCAACAGAGGCACACUGAUGGAACUGGGGAUAACACCUAUUAUGACAUCAGGAAUGGUCAUGAAACUUUUAGCAAGAACAAAAUUGAUUGAU
Entrophospora candida is the source of this 303-nucleotide messenger RNA. The record is from the annotation of a GenBank genome assembly. Lineage: Eukaryota; Fungi; Glomeromycota; Glomeromycetes; Entrophosporales; Entrophosporaceae.